This is a messenger RNA of Danio aesculapii, 534 nucleotides long. RefSeq names its product crystallin, gamma M5 (gene crygm5). Gene Ontology annotation, molecular function: structural constituent of eye lens. Bases 1 to 534 code for a protein of 177 amino acids. Gene Ontology annotation, biological process: visual perception; lens development in camera-type eye. The record is from RefSeq and is a predicted model, not a curated record. The transcript has 3 exons. Lineage: Eukaryota; Metazoa; Chordata; Actinopteri; Cypriniformes; Danionidae.
AUGGGAAAGAUAAUAUUCUAUGAGGACAGAAACUUCCAGGGUCGUAACUAUGAGACCAGUGGUGACUGUCCUGAGUUGACCGCAUACCUGAGCCACUGCUGCUCUUGUAGAGUGGAAAGCGGCUGUUUCAUGGUCUAUGAGCACUCCAACUUUAUAGGUCACCAAAUGCUAGUGAGAAGAGGAGAUUAUCAUGAUAACAAGCGAAUCAUGGGUAUGAGCACGAGCGACUGCAUCAAAUCUUGCAAAAUGAUUCCAAUGCAUAAAGGAACAUUUAGAAUGAGAAUCUUUGAAAAGGAGAACUUUGUUGGACAAAAAUAUGAGCUGAUGGAUGACUGCGAGUCAAUCCAGGAACGAUUUUAUAUGUCCGACUGCCAGUCCUGCAAUGUUACACACGGCCACUGGCUUCUGUACGAAAGGCCCAAUUUUGAGGGCAGAAUGAUAUACAUCAGGCCCGGGGAAUACAGUACUUUCAGUGAUAUGGGUCUAGGCUCAAUGAAAAUCGCUUCCAUCAGACGCAUCAUGGAGUCCUGUUAA